Messenger RNA from Mytilus trossulus (common blue mussel), 1880 nucleotides. RefSeq lists its product as uncharacterized. The coding region runs from base 95 to 1066 and encodes 323 amino acids. Gene Ontology annotation, molecular function: calcium ion binding. The transcript has 6 exons. Lineage: Eukaryota; Metazoa; Mollusca; Bivalvia; Mytilida; Mytilidae. The record is from RefSeq and is a predicted model, not a curated record.
UCUACCUUGACCUUUGGAAGUGCUUGGAAACUGUAAACAAUAGAAUUUUCCAGGUUUCUUCGGAGAUUCGUUUAUUUGUCCCAUACAUAACAAAAUGGUAUUAAAGAAAAAGAAAGGAGGAAAGAAAAAGAAGUUGACAUCAGGAAAGUCAAUAGAUAAAGAUGACCCUGGGGAAAUUGAUCCAGGUACGUUGAUUUCUGUAACAAAUCCUGAUGGUACUGUAGAUCUUAAAGAAAAAGAUGGAGGAAAGAAAAAGAAAAAGGGUAAAAAGAAGAAGAAGAAAGUGUCAUUGGCUGAUAAGAAGUUGGAAAAACUAGAAAAAGAGACAGAAAAGUUAAAGAAGGAGAAACCAUCAUUUCGUUUAUUUAUAUACGAAAUGGACAAAUGGUUAAAAUCUAAUGCAGUAAGGAUCCAGCAACUUUUCAAAACAUAUGAUUAUGAGGGAGAGUGUAUGCUUACUUAUGAUGAAUUUAAGUCAGGAAUGUUUGACUUGGAGAUUCCAUGUAGUGAAGUACAAUGUCAUCUGUUAGCAAAGUUAUUAGACAAUGAAAAUAGUGAGGAAAUUGACUACACAGAACUACACAAAGGACUUAACUAUGCAAUUGAGGUAGAUGAAAUGGAACAAGAAGAAGAAGAAAUGGAAAAAGUUUUAGAUGUAACAAAGAGAGAUUUAGAUCAUUGUAGAUCCUGUAAAAUGGCCGUCGUACAACCUCCUGGUAUUCCAUUCUGCAGGGAUGUUUCAAUUAAUCUAAUUUGCAUAACCUUCAAGAAUACAUCAAAACAUCCUUCACAUAUAAACGUGACAGCUAAUGGUUUCACAACAAUAUACAGUCUUAUCCAGAUGAUUAUAAAAGACACAGGUAUUGCUUCUACUAAACUGUCCAUAUUCCGUGACGACAGGCGAGUCGCUGAAUCUAGGAUCGAAGAGGAUACAGAGCUGAGGGAAUUAUGGGGAGACACAAUGGACGAACCUGACGAAAUAGACUUAUAUUACGACUAUCGAGUGGAAUUUACCGAGUGCCCUAUUUUACUCUGUGAUUAUUAUUUUGUUGAUCUUGAUAAUUGAAAACCAAAAAUCAUUCGAAGCAUUUGAUUCUAAACAAGUUGAUUGUAUUUACAUGAUUGAUUACAAGUAAAAGCGUGAACAUUUUUUAUGAAGAGUUUUGACUUUUGGCUUGUAGAUUAAAAUCAAAGUCAACAGAAUAUAUUUGUAAGGAUAAAGAUUACCAAAUGUGAUAUUUUAUAAUACAGUUUAGGUUACUGUCAAUUCAGAAAUUAUUGUGAUGUUUAUUGCGAAAAAUGCCACAGGGUUAUAUUAUAAUUGCAAUAAUUUGAACUCACAUUUUUUUUUUUUUUUUAUAUAAAUUGAACAGGAUUUUUCUCAAUAUCGCAAAAAUUAAACUCACAUUUUAGUCUAAAAUGACGAAAUUGCAAAAAUGAAUGCAUGCAAUAAUUUCGGAAUUUACAGUAAGCUUUUUGAUAUUUAAUCAGACAUUUGCAAUUGUUUUAUUGUCAACUUAUUGUUCGAAAAUGUAAUCUGUUGCAAAAGUGUAUGUGUUAAAAUAUAAAAGAAUAUAUUCUUAUGAAAAUGGGUUAGGUUAAAUAAGAUGAAUGUAAUUGGAUGAAAAGAAUGAUAUGUAAAUAUAUAAAAAGGAUGAUAUGUAAAUAUAUAAAAGAAUCUUGUAUUUAUUGAAAACUAUUAAAACAAAAGAAUAUACACUUUUUGUUGGUAAUAGUUCCAGAUGGCAGACAGAAAGAUAUAAAUAGAAUGGAAUUUGAAUACUUAUUUCUCCAACAUUUCUGUAUUCAUUUUCAGUAUAAACAUGUGAUACCAUCAGUUUAUUAUAGAAAAUAUAUGUUUGCUUUUAAUUAUGAGUGGA